This is a messenger RNA of Cooperia oncophora, 1062 nucleotides long. The record is from the annotation of a GenBank genome assembly. NCBI's taxonomy places the organism in Eukaryota, Metazoa, Nematoda, Chromadorea, Rhabditida, Trichostrongylidae.
AUGGUGUUGCAGGAUAUUGAUGCUACUUCGCGUGUAGAACCAAAUGGUUGGAAACGUCUGAACACGCUGUCACAUUACAAUGUUCCGAACAAUGCCGUACUGAUGUUGAUCGCUAGGCAAAAUUCGUUGUAUAAUCUUUCGUUGUUAUCUGAACGAAGUGAAAAGUCGACGUUGAGCCUGAAGAAUAGCCCAACAUUAUCAAGACCAUGGGUUGGAACGAACAGUAGCAGUAAUUCCAAGGAUGCUGAAGGACAGAAGCUCUACCACCUUGUCAAACCGUCCGAACAUGGUCCAAACGAGAAUCAGGAGAAGAUGGUCACGGAAAUCUACCUCACUAGGUUAUUGAUGAUGAAAGGAACGCUACAGAAGUUUAUCAACGAUUUGCUAGAAUCAAUAUUUUCGACGGCAUCACGAUCGGCACCAUUACCAGCUGCGAUCAAGUACAUGUUCGAUUUCAUGGAUGAGCAGGCGCUUGAACACGGUAUCACCGAUGCGGAAGUGGUUCAUGCAUGGAAGAGCAAUGCGUUGCCGCUCAGGUUCUGGGUGAAUCUGAUCAAGAAUCCACAUUUUGUGUUCGACAUUCAGAAGCCAACCAAGGUGGAGGGAUGUUUGUCCGUUGUGGCUCAAACGCUAAUGGACGCUUGUUCAACACAAGACCAUCAGUUGACGAAAGACUCACCGUCGAGUAAGCUGUUGUUCGCAAAGGAUAUGUAUCAGUACAGAGACUGGGUGGACAGCUACUACUCCGAUAUUGCCCGAUUGCCGCCGAUUUCCGAUCAGGACAUGGCCUCGUUGCUGAACGAGGAAUCUCGAAUACAUCGUGGCCAAUUUCAUGUGUUCUCGGCGUUGAAUGAGCUCUACAAGUACCUCGAUCAGUACAAGGAUCCAAUUAUGGAUGCUUUAGAGCACAACGAACACGCUCAAGCAAGUCGACUGCCUGGAAGGUUGCAGGAUAUGUUGGCGCUGAUGGAGUCCGAUCAGAGCAGGACGGAUUACGACAGUUCGACACUGGGAAUCGGCUAUAAUUCAAAUAGCCGAUUGAUGCCUCGCGAACGAAUGUAA